Archocentrus centrarchus (flier cichlid) is the source of this 3673-nucleotide messenger RNA. Its product is annotated as E3 ubiquitin-protein ligase TRIM21-like. The transcript has 2 exons. Lineage: Eukaryota; Metazoa; Chordata; Actinopteri; Cichliformes; Cichlidae. The coding region runs from base 94 to 1827 and encodes 577 amino acids. The record is from RefSeq and is a predicted model, not a curated record. Gene Ontology annotation, molecular function: zinc ion binding; protein binding.
GAAACAUGAUCCUAAGGAAACCAAAAGCAAACUAGUUCUUCAGAAACAGAACUGAACACUCCUCAUUUUUUUGUGCCUCUCGCACCAACAAAAAUGGCAUCCGGCAGCAGUCCCUUCUCUGAGGAGCAGUUUCUGUGUCCCAUCUGCCUGGAUGUCUUCACUCGCCCAGUUUCCACUCCAUGUGGACACAACUUCUGCAUGUCCUGUAUCACAUCAUACUGGAACGAUGCUCCAGUCUGCCAGUGUCCCAUCUGUAAGGAACAUUUUCAAAGAAUACCUGACCUCAAGGUCAACACUUUCAUUUCAGAGCUCGCAUCAAACUUCUUGUCACUUCAAAUUAGAGACGUUCACACCCAACCACAGCAGGCCAGCACUCGAGCUGUGGUGCCAUGUGACAUCUGUACCGACACACCAAAAGAAGCUAUUAAAUCAUGUCUGGAGUGUCAGACUUCAUACUGCGAUGUUCAUCUGGCGCCUCAUCACCGAGCCCCUGGACUGAAGAGACACACGCUGGUUGAACCUGUGGAGAGCCUGGAGGGGCAGAUCUGUAAGGAGCAUAAUAAGCUGCUGGUGUUGUUCUGUAGAGACGACAGCAUUGUGCUGUGUGACGUCUGCUCCAGCUCACACCACAAGGAGCACAACGUUGUUCCCGUGCAGCAGGCGUAUGACGAGAUGAAGCAUCUGCUAGAGUACACUGAGGCUAAAGUGCAGCAGAUGAUCCAGGAAAGGCUCCAGAAGGUCAUAAAAGUGAAGGAAUCAGUGAAGCGAAGCAAGACAGAAAGCGAAGAGGUGAUUGCCAGCAGCGUGCAGGACUUAACAGAGCUGGUGUCUGAGAUUCAGAAGAGUCAGGUGGAGGUCAUCACGGUCAUCGAGGAGAAGCAAAAAACAGUAGAAGAACAGGCAGGUGGGUUCAUUUGCGAUAUAGAGCAGGAUAUCGCAGAGCUGCAGAGAACGACUGUGAAGCUGAGGGAGCUAAAACAGACUAAGGAUCAGCUUAAUUUUCUCCAACAUUACCCAGACUCCUCUGUCCUGCCUCACACUGCAGACCUGUCCACAUUCAGCUCUAACCCACACCUGGAGAUGCAACGCGUAGGCGAGUCUUUGAGAAAAUCUGUGUCCCAGCUGCGAGCACUGCUGAAUAAGAUGAACACAGAAUUAGAAAAAUUGCGCAACAACUCGCACGUGUCAAAUGAGGCCACGCUCAGAUACAUGCAGCAGUACGAAGUGAACGUCCUGCUCGAUCCGGACACGGCCCACCCUCUGCUCGUGUUAUCUGAAGACAGGAAAGAGGUGCGAUACAGCAUGCGCUCAGGUAGGUGGGCAAACCAAAUGCCAAACCCAAACAUGUUCACUGAGCAUCUUGCAGUUGUGGGAAACACUGGCUUCUCAUCCCGCAAGUUUUAUUUUGAGGUUUAUGUGGGUCGAAAGACUGAGUGGUGUCUGGGCGUAGCCGCGGAGUCAGUCCAGAGGAGAGGGUCACUUGGUCGGCAUUCACACAGUGGGCUGUGGGCCAUCUGGUUCCUGGAAAAUAAGUUUGAAACCUUCAACUCUCCGGACGAGCCGGUACACUUUGGGAAAGUGGAGCGGGUCGGGGUGUUUGUGGAUUAUGACAGAGGUCAAAUAUCAUUCUGGGACAUAAAGACUGUAACACUUAUUUACUCUUUCACUGAGUGCUUCUUUACCGAAGAUAUCUAUCCAUACUUUAAUCCCUGCGACAAUGAAUUUGGUUCUAAUCUGGAUCCAAUGAUAAUUGUUCCUGUUGGUGGAAGAGAGUCAACGGAGGCUUCAGAGAGUCUGCUUUUGAGUCAAAUAUGUAAUUUUGAAUGAAUGUGCCUUACAUUUAAAGAUAUUUUUCUAGAAUGAAGACUGUUUCACAUAAUAAUAUUGCCUUUAAUAGUUAUUAAUCUUUGAGAGAAUGUGAAUGGGUAAGAUUUUUUUGUUGUUGUUGUUGCCAAAAGCUUAUCCCACUACAUUUUUUUCUGUUUCUUUUGUUUGUUAUUGACUGCUUCGAAAUCUUAUUAUGAAAACUAGAUCAACAAUUUCACAAUAUUUCAGCCCUUGAUCACACUGUCUUUAAACAUUUAGCAAAAUUGAUAAUAAACAACAGAUACACCUCAGUAAACGUUACCUUGUUUUGCUAUUUGACAAUAAGGUGAAAUCAAUUAAAGCCAAUGAUAUUCAGCUGAUGUAUCCUUGCUCUACUGCUUAAAAUAUUAAAUAUAUGAAAUACAGUGCUGGGCAGAAGUCUAGAGCAACCCCUCAUUUCUUUACAUUAUGUUAAGAAAUUGGUAAAUAUGUGCAGCGAUUUAUUAAAACGAGCGCACACUUAUAUGGAAAUGCGGUACAUAAGGCAAAAGCAGGGUUUACACAAUUCUAAUGAGCUUGAAAGUCAGUAGUUGUAUGACCACCUCUCUCUGAGGCAGCUUUCUUGUCAUUUCUUUAAGCAGUCUUCAGGAAUAGUUCUCCAGGCUUCUUGAAGGAAAUUCUAGGCUGUUCUUUGGAUGUUGGCUGCUUUUUGUUCCGUUCUCUGUGAAGAUGAUCCCACACUGCUUCAGUAAUGUUGUCCAGGUUCCUUUAUUAAGGACAAACUGUACAGCAUACCAAGAUAUGAAAAGUUUUCAACUAACAGCUCCUCUGGAAUCACCUUGUUGGUCAUUUAUAAGAAAGUCUGGCUCCUUGCGAGGCAAAAUAUAAAGAAAUAAGGGGAUACUUUCAGAAAGUACUGAUGUGCAUUUAAUGACUAAUCACUUAUUUAUUAUCACAGUUUUUAUAUAAUAAUUAAAUUAUUUUGUCUAUUAGACUUCACACACAUUGCCAAGCAGCACCAUGACUUCAGGGUGAUGACUUCAGCAUCAUCUUCUAACCAGGCAGCAAACAAUAAACACUAAUUUAUUAAAUUAAACUUGUUUUUUUGAGCUUCUGCAUAUGGUGACGUAUUGAAAGGCUCUAGGUUUUUAGCUGCAUCAACUCUUUGUGCAUGGAAGGUAUUUUAGCAUGUCAGUGAAGUAAAAAAAUGGGUAAAUGAUAAAAUGACUGAAUGCAAAUCUGCUUCAGUUUAACUGUGAACAGAGUGAAGCUGGUUAUAAGAGUGUUACAUGUGAUUUCAAGUCAAAAUAUGAAUUCACCAGGUGUACUUGUAACCAACAUAAAAGUGUGAGGGGAGUCAGUAAAGCAGUGAAAGGAAUAAAAAGAUGCUGAAUUCUUAUAAGUCAUGAGUAGAUGCACACUGUUCUUCUGCAAAGUGAUGAGGUUGGCAAGUGUAGUAUGGGAGGAAAAAAAUGUUUGUGGGAAAAAAAAUGUUCAUGCUGUGCAGUGUAUUUGUUGUUUUUUGCAUGUGUGUGAUGUAUUUUGGGCUGUUUCAGCACUGCUAAGUGUAUGCCACUUAGUUCUUUAAUAUUCAACAGAAGACAUACAUCUCUACACCUGGUAUCUCGAAAAGAGAACAAGUCAACCCAGAACAAUCUUAAUGGAUAAAUAGUCCCGCAGGUCAGAGAAAAACAUUAAUUACUGAAUUAGGUGUGAACUUGUGUAAUUUUGACACACUUGCAUAUGUCUGAUUAAAAAAUAAAAUCAAUUCAAUUUUAUUUAUAUAGCACCAAAUCACAACAAAUGUCACCUCAAGGUGCUUUAUAUACUGUAAGGUAAAGACCCUACAAUAAUACUGAGAAAACCC